This is a messenger RNA of Kalmanozyma brasiliensis GHG001, 948 nucleotides long. RefSeq lists its product as uncharacterized. The transcript has a single exon. The record is from RefSeq and is a predicted model, not a curated record. Lineage: Eukaryota; Fungi; Basidiomycota; Ustilaginomycetes; Ustilaginales. The coding region runs from base 1 to 948 and encodes 315 amino acids.
AUGGCGUCCAAGACCCAGUUCUUCGACCUGUCCGACGGGUGUCGGAUGGCGUACCGCACCUUCACGCCCUCCGACUCCACUGCCAAAUCGCGCACGCCCCUGUUCCUGAUCAACGGCCUGUCCGCCGUGAUGCCCGACUGGUCGCCUCUGUUCGAAGCCCUGGGCGCGACGCGACCCCUCGUCAUCUCGGACCACCGCGCCAUCGGCGAGUCCACGGUCUCCUCCGAGUGGGAUCAAGAGCUGACCCUCUAUAGCAUGGGUCUGGACGUCAUCCACCUCGCCCGCCACUUGGGGUACAGCACGAUCGACCUGCUCGGCUUCUCCAUGGGCGGACACAUCACGCAAGCCAUCCUCUCCUCCCCUGAAUACGCCAAGGCAGACUCCUCCGGUGUCACCAUCGACGGCGUGCGUGUGCGCAAGGCCAUUUUGACUGCUACCAUGGUCAAACUCCCCCGUGGCGACGUCAACCUUAACGCACUCAAUGCCGAAGCUGAAAAGAUCCCCGAUAAGAAGAAGCGCAACGACUACAUCACGGAAAACAUGAUGCGCGUGCAGUACCACGAGGACGUGCUGGGACCCGGUAAGCCGAUGCAGCGCAAGUUCGAGGAACGAUUGGAGAUGGUACGCAACACCAACCGACCCGCGUGGGUGAUCGGGUUGCAAUUCAUGGCGAUCCAGAGCGAGGAUUUGAGAGAGCAACUGGGAAGGAUCCCAGAGAGCGUACCCGUGAUGGUGAUCCACGGAAAGAGGGACAGGAUGGUGCUGUGGGACGAGAGCGAGAGGAUUCUGGCCGGAGUCAAACAUGCAAAGAGACUGACGGAUACGCCGAGCGAGGAGUUCGGCCAUUUCUGGUACGAGUAUUUCGAGAUCGAGUACUGGGUCAGGAGCAUCGCUAACUUUUUGGACAACGGCAAGGUCGGUGGGCAGGCGGGCGAGAGCAAGUUGUGA